Messenger RNA from Trichomonas vaginalis G3, 2454 nucleotides. Its product is annotated as beta'-COP family. Gene Ontology annotation, molecular function: protein binding; structural molecule activity. The record is from RefSeq and is a predicted model, not a curated record. The coding region runs from base 1 to 2454 and encodes 817 amino acids. Gene Ontology annotation, cellular component: COPI vesicle coat. The transcript has a single exon. Gene Ontology annotation, biological process: intra-Golgi vesicle-mediated transport; endoplasmic reticulum to Golgi vesicle-mediated transport; intracellular protein transport. NCBI's taxonomy places the organism in Eukaryota, Parabasalia, Trichomonadida, Trichomonadidae.
AUGAUUAGAAUCCAAUAUGCAAAAGAAAAAGAGAGAAAUGAUAAUAUUUUCCCUUCAGACAGAGUUUCACAAAUCAGUCCUCCAGAAAUGAGCUUAAGCAAGAUGAAAUCCCUUUUCGUAAUUCCGUCCUCGCGUGUAAAAUGCUUGGACUUCCAUCCAACAAAGCCAAUAAUCUUAGCUGCGCUUUAUACUGGUGAAGCUAUUAUUGUUGACGCAUUACGCGGUUCAAUUAUAAGAACAUAUUCAGUUCAUCAAGGUAUACCACUUCGUGCAUGCAGAUGGAUACCAAAAACAGGCGAUUUUGUCACAGGAGGUGAUAAUCGUUCAUUAAAUUUCUACAGCCAAGUCAAAGGCAAACAAACAUUAGAAAUUCCAGAUGCUCAUGAUCAUUACAUUCGCUCACUUGCAGUUCAUCCAAACGAAAUGCUAUUACUUUCUUCAUCAGAUGAUUUAUCGAUCAAAUUAUGGGAUAUUUCCAAAGGAUGCACAGCUAUUCGUACAUUCCAAGUCCAUACAGGUAUCGUUAUGGACGUCAAAUGGAAUCCUCGCGAUUUAACAACGUUUGCAUCUUGUUCUUUAGAUGGCAACGUUAUUUUCUGGGAUAUGGGCAGCGAACAACCACGCUUUACUCAAAGAGUUAGCAAUAAAUGCGUUAACUCUAUCUCAUUUGCUGUCAAUGGCGACAGAUCAUUAAUUGCUACGGGUUCCGAUGACACAAUAGUCACAAUCAUCGACUUACAAUCACGUUCAGUUGUCACAACCCUCGAAGGCCAUGACAACAACGUCACUCGCGUUGAAUUUCAUCCAACACGUCCAUUAAUCAUAACAACCGCCGAAGAUAACUCUACGAUCAUAUGGUCAUCAAUUACGUUUAGGAAAGAGAACAGACUCAGUUCAGCUCUCGAGCGUGGCUGGGCCCUUGGUUUCUCUAAUUGUCCUCCAUUGAUGGCAAUCGGACACGACAAAGGCCUUACAAUACACAAAUUCAAGAACUUGGGAACACCCAUGUCCCUUGAUCCUACAGGAAAGCUCAUUAUUGCUCAAGGAGCCGAAGUUUCCGUUGCUGUACUCAAAAACAUGCCAGAUUUCGUUGACGGAUCCGAAAUCACGCUUCCUCUUAAAGAGGGAAUAACGUCCGACCAAACGCCAGUUCAUUUACAUCACUCUCCAAAUGGAAGAUACAUCACUGUCUGCGGAGAGAACGAAUGGACAAUAUAUACGACACUCGGAUUCAGAUCGAGAGCAUAUGGAAAUGGUAUUUCCUUCAUUUGGUGCUCGAAUUCGACAUCUUUUGCCGCAUUAAACACAAAUAGACUCAUAACUGUCUACAAGAGCUUCGACGACUCCCAGGUCUUGAAUGUAUUUGCUCUAAAGAUCUGGGGUGGCGAGUUAAUUGGAGCUUUGGUCAACAACGGCUUGGAAUUCUACGAUUGGGAAGAUCUUCAAUUAGUCAGACGCAUAGAAGUCCAUCCAUCAGAAGUAUUAUGGUAUGGUAACUAUGUUGCCAUCCGCACAAAGACAAAUAUCGUUGUUCUCUCAUACAAUUCAGAAUAUCAAUCUGAAUUUGUUCAAGGAAGUGGCUACGAAGACUCAUUUGACGUUGUCUAUGACGUCGAUGGCAAAGCUUCGUCAAUCUGCUGGGCCAACGGCAUACUUUUAUUCACAGAUGGCCAAAAAGUCAACAGAAUCUCAGCCGGCAUCGUUUUGCCAACAGCCAGCUUCAAGAACACAGUUGAUUUAAUAGGUUAUCUCCCACGAGAAGGCGUUGUUUUGGUUGCAGACCAGAUGAGAACAUUAUUAGGAGUUCAUUUACCACCAAAUCUCCUUGAUUUCGAAAGUGCUGUUGCCGCAGACGAAGAGGCAGACCCAGAGCUCGUUGACGAAGACUACAGAGCACGUACAGCCAAGUUCCUCAAACAACUCGGUAAAAAUGAGUUGGCACUUUUAGUUUCGAAUGACACGGCCAUGAGAUUCGAUUUGGCGAUCGAGCUUGGAGAGCUGGAGACAGCAAGCCAGUGCGCAUCGGACCAGACAAUGUGGAGAAGAUUGGCUAGAGCGGCAAUCGGAAAAGGUGAAAUGAAAUUGGCUGAAAAAGCACUUUUCGAAUGUGGAGAUUUGAGUACUUUACUGGUACUUUACAAGUCUCAAAACAGAAAAAGUGACAUCGAAAAUUUAGUAACAAAAGCCAAAGAAAUCGGCCAACUUAACGUUGCUUUUACAGCAGCGUUGGCUGUUGGCAUGUUCGAGGAAUGCGUUGACAUACUUAUUGCUAGCGAGAAGUACGCACAAGCUGCAAUUUUCGCAAGAACAAGAUGUCCGAAGAUGAUGUCGAAGGCCGUCCAGGAAUGGAAGAAACAUACUCCAAAUGAAAGAAUCUCUGGAGCAAUUGCGGAUCCGGCGGACUUCCCAUCACUAUUCGACGAAAUUGAACCCGAAGAAAGUGUCCAGGCGUGA